Molecule: messenger RNA, 3777 nt
Organism: Malassezia vespertilionis
Lineage: Eukaryota; Fungi; Basidiomycota; Malasseziomycetes; Malasseziales; Malasseziaceae
Exons: 1
Coding region: 1-3777 (1258 amino acids)
Biological process (GO): nuclear pore organization; protein import into nucleus
Cellular component (GO): nuclear pore transmembrane ring
Molecular function (GO): structural constituent of nuclear pore
Source: RefSeq, a predicted model, not a curated record
AUGUCUGCAGCGCGCGGCGCUUUGCGGCCGGAGCGUGAGCCGCGAAUUCCGCUGGCGGUCGCCGAUGCGCCGACGCAGCGUUUCUAUGCAGCCACCGUUUUCAUUGCGUGUGAAGCGUGGAAACUUGCGCGGAUCGUUGCGGUAGAGUACCGCAGCGCCCCGACGUCGUUUUUCGAGCCCACGACCCUCUUCCGCGCGCUACUGCUCGACUUUGCCCUAGUGUAUGGGAUAUACUGGCUAGCGAUCCCUACAAGCGACCCUGGUGUCGCGACCGCUGCUGAGCCAAGUGCACGAUCUCCCCGGCGUGCGCUCUCUGGCAAAGCGUACGCGUGUUUCUUUCUUGCGCUUGCGCUCUUUGAUACCCUUUUGCUAGGCCUCGGUGAGCUGCGCCCCAUUUUCAUGGUGCUUGGUGCGCUUGCCAAUGCCACGUCACCGCUCGCGACAUGGCUCGGGAUUCCUCUCCCUUCCCCGCCCCUGGGCCUCGGCGAGCAUCGAAUCCGAGCGCACGACCAAGUGCACGCCGAUGCGCUCAUGUCCGGCAUGCACACGGUGCAUAUUCUCCCGUAUGGCACGGCGUGGCUUGCGCCUGAAGCAUCGUGUACGUGCGUCGGCACCCAGCGCGACGCCGUGAUCCCUGUUGUGUUUAACCAAACCAUUCCCCACACGUUGCGGUAUAGCAUCACGGACGCGGAGCACGGAAACCAAAGCUUUUACCACGUACGUGCGCCCAAGACCACGCCCAUAGCGCAUGGACAGCAGCGUGGCGCUGACGACGCGCCCGAUGUGCCGAACGCGGCGCAAGCACGCACACUGCGCGAGCGAAAACGGCGCCGCGAAGCCGCGAAAGCGGCACAAACGCAGCACAAACGCAGUCCAGAGCUUGUGCACUACCUCACUCUCCACCAGCCCGGCAUCGUCCAGCUCGAGUCCGUGCUGGACAAGCAAGGCAAUGCCGCGCAGCUCCGCGACGGCGAGGUGCUCCUUGUGCCGUGCCCUGCUGCUGACUUUAUGCGCACGAGCACUGCGUUCUGCCCUGGAGAAGAAGGCGCCCUGCACGUACAGCUCAGCGGCGUGCCUCCCCUCCAGCUCGAGUACGCCCACGUCCAGGACGGGCGGCGCAAAAUGCACACGCUUUCGCACCUCGCGCCUGUACAAAAAGAAGCACAGCGUGCGGUUUCGAGCUCCAGCGUCGAGCUCCCUCUUGCCCUGGACCUCUCGCGCACAGGCACGCAGUCUUUUGCGCUGCACACUGUCGUCGAUGCGUGCGGCAAUGCAGCCACGCUGGACCGCGAACAGAACGUUACGGUCCAUCCACGCGCGCACGUCCGCUUCGAUCCCCAGCAGUGCGCGCCUUCGCGCCCCCUCAAGCUGCUGCGCGGCGGCAGCGGCCUUGAUUUGCGCGUGCUUCUGGAUGCGCCGACGCCCUGGAACGUGCGUGUAGCGUACAGUCCCGAUACGGACGCUGCGCUGCACCCCAAACUCACGCCCAGCGAUGCGUGGACGCGCAAUGUGACGCUUGCGCGCGUCACCAGCAUCCACAGUACGCAGCCUGGCACCUACACGCUCGCCGACCUGCACAAUGCGUAUUGUGCAGGCACCGUCGGCGCGCCGUGGACGUGCGAAGUGAUCGAUGUGCCACCGCCCACCGCAUCCAUCCACUUUGAAAGCAUCGAGGAUCCCUGUGCGGGCACCGUCGGCGUCAAGGCGCUCUCGGUCCUUGAAGGCGAACCGCCAUUCCGCCUCGUGUACCAAGUGCAGCGCCGUGGACAGCCUCCAAAACGCCACGAGCGCAUCGUCCGUGCCCAGACGCGCGACGAGCUCGAAUUCUGGCCGAGCACCAAAGGCUCCGUGACGUACACCUUUGUGUCCCUCGGCGACGCCAACUACCCCGACAUCCCUCUCCACGGCCCCUCCUUUACCCAGCUUAUCCACCCGCUUGCGAGCGCAAGCUUCGCCGCGAACGAAGGCGCACAGGCAGACGCCACCGUCCACAGCUGCGGGAGCGCACGCGCCGAGGCAGAAGUCGUCAUGACGGGAACGGGCCCCUGGGAGCUCGCCUACUCGGUGCGCGGCGCAACCGCCGCUCCUUUUGAGCACACGGCGCACAUUGCACACGCCCACCAGGUGCUCGACAUUGCGCUGCCCGACGAAGUCGUGCGGCAGCAUGGGCAUGCGACCAUCAGCCUCUUGCGCCUGCGCGACGGCAAAGGAUGCGAGCGCCGCCUGGCCACGCGCGAUCUUCGCAUCGAUGUGCGCCAUACGCGCGCCACCGCUGGCUUUUCUGCGGACGAUGCGCCGCAAGUUGUGAUGCGCGAGGGAUCCCCUGCUUCGCUUCCCCUCCGCCUCACCGGCAACGCGCCGUGGCGCCUCGCCUAUACAUUCACCGCAGAAAACGGCGCAAGCACCGAGCACACCGCGACGCUGCACGAGCCGAACGCGAGCCUCUUGGUGCAUGCGCCCGGCACCUUUACGCUCCAGAGCGUCGCCGAUGCACAUUGCCGCGGCGACCUUUUGCCGCAGCACACGUACACGGUCCCGAUGCGCCCCCGGCCGCAAGCUGGCUUUGCGGGGACGUCGGGGACCCUGCAUGCGAAUGGCAGUAUGGUGCGUGCGCCUGUGUGUGCCGGCGUGCCGGACAGUGCGACGCUAGAGCUGCUUGGGUACGCGCCUGUUUCUGUGAGCUAUGUACAGCAUCUUCCCAACGUGGGCAUCCAGCCGCAGCGUUUCAGCACGAGCCAGGCAGCCUCGCCCGUGGCCCUGGCUACAGAAACGCCCGGAUGGCACACGUAUGAGAUCACGGACGUGGGCGAUGCGCUCUAUCCUUCGGCGGGGAUCAGUGCGGGCGCCGCGCAGCGCCUCGAGCAGAUGGUGCUCGCCAAAGCGCACGCUGCUUUUGCGCCGCACCCCUUGCGCAAGCUGCCGACGUUUUGCGUGGGCGACACGCUGCACAGUGUGCCGCCUGUCCAGCUGCACGGGACGGCGCCGUUCACGCUGCGCAUGACAUUGCGUCGCAAGGGCACGUCUGGCCACGCCGCGCAGCGCCCGUUUACCUUUACACGCACGCUCCACGACGCAGAAUAUGUCCCGACGCUCGACGCGCACGCAUUUACGUUCGAUGCGAGCGGCGAUUGGGAGCUUGUGCUGGACCAUGUCGUGGACGUGCAUGGAUGCGGCGCCGCGCGCAGCGAGCUUGGCGCGUCGCUCCUGCUCCGUGUGGUCGAGACGGCGGGGAUCGUGCCGAGCGCAGAGCGCACCGAGUUUUGUGUGGGCGAAAAGAUUGCCUAUGUGCUGCAGGGUAUGGCGCCGUGGACUGUGCAUUACAGCUUUAACGGCAAGGACGUGCGUGUCACCUCCCACACCGCGGAAUUCUCGCGUCUCGCCGAGGCACCCGGCGUGCUUCGCGUGCAUUCCGUGGCGCACCAGCAGAACCAGUGCCGUAGCGUGGGCGAGGGAGCGCAGGCUGUGGUGCACGCAUUGCCCAGUGUACGUGUCUCUGCUGGGCGCAAUCUCGUCGAGGCUUUGCAUGCGGGCAGGGAGGCAGAAAUUGUGUUUACGCUUGGCGGCGAGCCGCCAUUUUCCUUCACGUACCAGCGCACGGAGCCGGUCGAUACCCAUGCGCAUCCGCGCGUCUUGGAGACACACACCGUGGAGAAGAUGGAGGAGAGGGUGUAUAGGAUAAAGACGACGCAGGAGGGGACCUGGUCGGUUGUUUGGACGCAGGAUCGGUGGUGCCAGGUAUCGCUUGGCGAUGCAAGUGGGCCUGCGACGUGGCAAUGA